Messenger RNA from Penicillium odoratum, 1524 nucleotides. Its product is annotated as MFS allantoate transporter. Gene Ontology annotation, biological process: transmembrane transport; tripeptide transport; allantoate transport. The record is from RefSeq and is a predicted model, not a curated record. NCBI's taxonomy places the organism in Eukaryota, Fungi, Ascomycota, Eurotiomycetes, Eurotiales, Aspergillaceae. The transcript is spliced from 3 exons. Gene Ontology annotation, molecular function: allantoate transmembrane transporter activity; dipeptide transmembrane transporter activity. Gene Ontology annotation, cellular component: plasma membrane. Bases 1 to 1524 code for a protein of 507 amino acids.
AUGGGUUCGGGCAAGGAUACUCCCAUUGAGCUUGAGUUUGUCUCAACGGAGCAACCAGGCUCCAAAUCAAAUCCUGAAGAUGGAGACAUUGCCCUUGGAUUUCUUCAAACUCAUGCUCAGGAAUAUACCAAGGAGGAUGAACGUCGCGUGAUGCGAAAGGUAGACAUGAGAAUGGUCACAAUCAUGCUCGUGAUCAAUGGUAUCCAAUUUGUGGACAAAAAUACUCUAUCCAGUGCUGGGACCUACGGGAUUGAGACCCAAGCGCAUCUGGUGGGACAAGAAUUUAGCCUGCUGGUCACCAUUUUCUACAUUGGCUACCUGAUCGCCCAGUACCCAGCCAAUCUCAUUAUGCAACGCUGGCCAAUCGGGAAGGUCCUGGUGGUUAACUUUGUGCUAUGGGGUAUCACAUUGGCGGCGACUGGUUCCGCAACCAACUUUCAUUCACUGGCGGCGGCUCGGUUCUUCCUCGGCGUCUUUGAAUCCUGCCUGAAUCCUGGAUUUGUCCUAAUCACCUCGGCGUGGUGGAAGCGAGAGGAACAGCCAGCCCUGGUCGGUCUUUGGUACAGUGCCAAUGGCUUUAUUGGUGCUCCAUCGGGCCUGAUAUUUUGGGGUAUUGCGCACAUCAAUGUUGAUGGCAUGUUUGCAUACCAGUGGAUGUUCAUUAUCUUCGGUUGUGUCACCGUGCUUUUUGGAAUUAGCCUCUGGUGGCUAUUGCCCGACUCCCCUAUGACAGCAGGAUUCUUGACCGAGCGCGAACGCUACAUCGUGGUUCACCGCAUGAGCUCUAACAGAACUGGCGUCAAGAACACCCACCUGAAGAGGGAACAAAUCAUGGAGGCUCUCUUAGAUGUCAGGAUCUGGCUGCUGGUUUUCGCAAUCUUCGCCCACAACAUGACAAACGCAUUGCAGACAACUUUCAUGGGUAUCAUCAUCAAGGGUUUUGGCUACAGCACCUACCAAGCAGUGUUGUUGAAUAUCCCACCAUCCGUUAUUAUGGGUGUGGCCAUGGUCACCAUCAGCUUCACUCUCUCCACCAAGUGGGGUGAGGGCAAACGAAUCUUAUUCAUCAUUCUCUGCUACAUUCCAGGGAUCAUCUCGACUGCAAUGCUUUUUAGCCUUCCCUUCAAUGCUAAGCACGCCCACCUCGGCGCCGUUUACAUCGUACCUUUUGUGGCCGUGGCGGCAGGUAUCAUGUAUUCAUUGCUUGCUAGUAAUGUGGCAGGCUACACAAAGAAGGUCUUCACUGGUGCCCUUUUCUUCAGCUCAAACUGUGUGUCCAAUAUCAUCUCUCCUCAGGUCUUCUUGACUCGCGAGGCACCGUACUUCCAUACUGGUAUUGCGACAUGCUUGGCGGCAUUUUCGAUCAACAUCCUUGUGUUUUCGUUGCUAUACUACUUGUACUCGCGGGAGAAUAAAGCCAGAGACAAAGAUUUUGAGGGUGUGAUUAUGGAACACGAGGAUCUCAACAACGCGUUUUCCGAUCUGACGGACCGAGAGAAUAAAAUGCUGAGAUACAAGCUAUGA